Messenger RNA from Actinia tenebrosa (Australian red waratah sea anemone), 1746 nucleotides. RefSeq lists its product as uncharacterized. NCBI's taxonomy places the organism in Eukaryota, Metazoa, Cnidaria, Anthozoa, Actiniaria, Actiniidae. The record is from RefSeq and is a predicted model, not a curated record. Gene Ontology annotation, biological process: DNA recombination; DNA integration. Gene Ontology annotation, molecular function: DNA binding.
GCGUUUGAUUACAUGUUAUAUUAUUAUAGUUAAGCAUGUCCUCGGAACCAACAGAAGUUGAACACAAGUCGAUCACUUUGUCUGCUCAGAACACUAAAAUUGUCAGAAAUUUGCUAAUAUCAAACUUGUCUAAGGAAAAGAUAGCCUCAGAAAUCAUUUUAUUAAUAAUAACGUGCAAACUUGGACUGUUGCAGAUAUGCGUGGUGCGUUCUGCAAUAUUAGAAUCGACUGAUGGUGGAAAGUGCUCGGUUCCGCCGAUUCAAAGAUUUUCUGAAUUUCGAAGAAGUCUUGACGCCGAAAUGAAGAGAGGAACAAGAGACGGACUUUCGCAGAAGUUCAAGAAACCCACACGAGAAGAGAUAACAGAAGAAGAAGAAGAAGAACUGUUUUGGAAAAAAGGUUUAUUAGGAAUUAGUUCUGCCAAAACGUUAUUAAAUACUAUUUACUUCUAUAAUGGUAAACUAUUUGGUUUACGUGCUAGUGAUCACAGAAAUAUUAGAUUAAACAAUUUCAAAGUUUUCAAAAAUAAGAUAAUUUUUGAUGAAAGUCUUAGCAAGACCUUUCAUGGCGGGCUAAAAGAUAUGAAAUAUUCUCCACGAGUAGUGACCCACAUAUGCCACGAUAUUAAAGAAGAAAAUCACAGUAGAUGUUUAGUUUCAAUGUAUAAUUUAUACUUUCAGAAAGUACAACAAUUUGCAGAAUCCUUAGGAGCUUUUUAUUUCCGUCCAAAUCGGGAUCCUAGUAAGUUCAGUUAUGACAAAAGUCCACUUGGCAUCAAUACCUUGAACAACAUUUUACCAAAUGAAUUGUGUUGCAAAGCUGGCGUACAAAGAAAAACUAGCCAUUCCUUGAGAAUCACGUGCGCCACAAAAUUAUUUCAACAAGGUGUGGAAGAAAAAAUUAUUCRACAGCGAACUGGUCAUCRGUCGGAUGCACUUWUGAAGUAUCAACACCCUUCAUCUGCACAGCUAGAAAAUGCUAGUUCAAUUUUGGACCCUCCGGCUACUGCAUCGGAAUUUAACGCAGAAUUACCAAAUUUUGAGGUUGUAACAGAAUGCUGUGCAUCAGAGAUCCUAGAAGAAAUAAGUGAUGUUGAACUAUCUAACAUUCCGUUACCRGGUGAUUCAAAUGAUUUGUUCGAAUGCUUUUUAAAUGAAUUUGACAGUAUAAGUGAUGAUUUAUUAGCUCAGGUAGAAAUGCCAACUAGCCAUUUCUCACCUACUUUAAAUUGUGAGCCUGUAGCAACYGGCAGUAGUUCAGCUGAGUCAUUAAAUAAUGCAGUUUUUAGCAACUGCACAAUUACAUUCAAUAUUAAACAAUAAAUUAAGUAAGUUAAUAAUAAUCAUAUAUCGUUUGCUUCAUGGGUGUGGCUACUUCUGAUAUGAUAUAUAAUGGACAAAGCGUGCUGUAUUUGUAAUUUAUCUCUAAAAACAGCUAGUAAAGUCACUGAGAUUGAAUUGUUUUGCUAUUGUUUUUAUUUGCUUAUCCCGGCAAGUAUUAUGCAUCGAAUAUCAGUGGUCUAUCAGAUUUAGAACACUCAUGAAUAUAAACAUGAGUGUUUUAAAUGUGAUAGACCRCUAAUGUUUAAUGCAUCGUGUAUUCAUUAUCAGCCCCGCACUCCCCUGAAAAAUUCAAAACCGCCCCCGACUUUAAGAAUCUUGAUUUUUUAGCGGGGUAUAAAAAACUUGUCACGUGAUGUAAAUCAAGGACGCCAUUGGUCAAAUCACCUUAUUAAUAUUCAUGAAU